Aspergillus oryzae RIB40 is the source of this 501-nucleotide messenger RNA. RefSeq names its product pyrroline-5-carboxylate reductase family protein. The coding region runs from base 1 to 501 and encodes 166 amino acids. Gene Ontology annotation, biological process: L-proline biosynthetic process. The record is from RefSeq and is a predicted model, not a curated record. The transcript has a single exon. Lineage: Eukaryota; Fungi; Ascomycota; Eurotiomycetes; Eurotiales; Aspergillaceae. Gene Ontology annotation, molecular function: pyrroline-5-carboxylate reductase activity.
AUGGUUUUGGGCCAUAUCGGUAAAGCCCUACUUGGAGGUUUACUUCCAUGUGUGGCGAAACCUGGCAGUCCUGUUUCCGAGAUCACUGUUGCUCUCAGGCGUAAAGAAUCCGAAGCGCGGCUUCGAGACCUCUUCCACAGCAGUCUAGCUCCGGUGAACUUCAUCUCCGGUCAAAAUAUCAAUGCAGUGAAGAAUGCAGACGCAGUUCUUUUUGCCUUUCCCCCAGAACAGGUACAUGAAGUCCUUGGGGCAACCGAAAUGCGACAAGCCUUGAGAGGCAAAAUUAUCAUCAGCAUUCUCGCGAGGACGCCUCGAGAUGAACUCAAACGAUUAAUCGAUGGCAAUGACAAGGCCGAUGGUCUCGCGACGAAUGACAUCCGACUCGUUCGUGCAAUGCCGACUAUAGGAACCGAGGUUCACGAAUCAGCGACUCUCAUCGGCGAUCUCAGUAGCCCUGUGAGAAAGAGGCAAUGGAAUUGGCGAUGUGGAUGUUCAAUUUAG